CAGUUGACUACGGUGGCCAGCAAGCCCAACACAUAGCUGUUCUACACACACACACACGUGUUUUCUUUUACUAUGUUGUCAUUCAUUACUGAAAGUCACUAGAAAACUAGCAGUAUCAUUUUUUAUCUCUCUAAUUUAUCAAUUCAGGGCAUAAUGAGCAUGGACAAUACGGACACUUCGGAAGACGAACAGUUCUUACUCGAUCAAGUGCUAAAUAACCUGUAUGAUUUUGGGGAUGGCAUGAAGUCAGGAAAAAAGCAGAAGAAGAAACAGCGAAAAAGACCUCUAGAAGCGGAGGAGGAAGAGGCAGUUGUUUCUACGGAGGUCUGUGGUGAUGCCACAGAUACGAAAACACAGAAUAUAGCAGUUAAACACAGCCAGGAAAAAACGAAACACACCGCUACAGUUCACCCAGGUCCACCCAGGAAACUGAUGCCAAAGGUUGAAGUGGUGACUUUCGAAGACCCCCUCAAGAAACCAAGGGUCCAACAGAAACCUACCCCCGACAUAAAAAUUGUCCCCAAUGUCAAGGAGCAAGAGGAAAGUAACAAAGAUGACCCAGAAGAACUGACGUUUGAAAAGGCCCGACUGGAGGUCCAUCGCUUUGGCAUCAGGGGCUACAAGAAGGAGCAGCAGCGGUCGUUUGAGCAGGAGAGGGCCAUCAUGCUGGGGGCCAGGCCCCCUAAAAAGCAGUAUGUGAACUACAAGGCGCUACAGCAGGAACUCCAAGACAAGAAGAAGGCGGCCCAGGAGGAAGUUCAACCCGACCAGGGAAAGAAGAAGAAGAAGAAGAAUAGCAAACCAGGGGACAGGGACAAGAAGAAGAAGAAGAAGACGGAGACGCCCUCUGUGUUCGGCUCCAGCGCCGGCUCCGCCUCCAUGGGCCGCUUCAAAAGCGGGAUGCUGAGGCUCAGCUCCAAGGAGAUCGAGAAGAUCAACGGCCCCAAAUGAGAGGAUAAGAGCGGGACUAGCAAUCCGUGGUGGUGGUUGUUGUGGUCGUCGACGACCUUGUGUUAAGACGGUGGCAGAAAAACAGCACCAGAGCUCGAACUGCCCAAACGAAGGCCUGAAGAGCACCUGAAGGAAAUGUUGUAUGCAGACAAAGGAUGCUGGAAUGAUUUAGAGCUCCAACACAGAUAGUGGAGUUGCACCACCAACAUUGUUCUGUCAGUCAUAUUUAUUUUGUUUUUAUAAAACAACCCCAAAAAAAAUUUGUUUUCAUUUACACCGUAGAGUUCUCCGAACAAUAGUUAGAAUGGCUUUCUUUGUCAUUUACAAAUUAUUUAUUUGUACAAAACCUUUUACAUCUCGGCAGAUGGGUGAGGUGGCCUAGAUAGGCUCAAAGGAUAUUAAUGACACUAACGAGGAAUCGUACUACUGAUGAUUAUAGGAUGUGGUAUCACUGCAUCAAAGGAGAAUUCUCUCUUCUGCUUUGCUCCUCAUCCACAAUUUAGAUAUCGGGUCUUGGAUACCCUGUUCAAGUUUGUUCACUUAACGUACUAUGCACACUAAAAAUGUAAUCUAUACACCUUUAGGAACGCUGGAAAAUUAUACAUAAGUUCACAUUUUCAUCUGGCAGGGUGCGCUACUGGGAUGCAUUUUUGAGAAAACGUCCCGCUGUAACAUUAAAUUACAGCUAGCAGCUUUGAUUGUUGUUAUAAAAAGCAUCUGAAGCAGAGAAUCCAACGAUUGGCAGUGGCACACAGCAAGGGACUUAAGCUGUCAAAGUUAAUAGCAGUAGAACUUUGUACUGGCAUCAUGGUUGAGGGGCAUGUUAACAAAACAUAAUAAAAAAUAAUAAAAAUUAUAUUUACAGCUAGACACUAAAUCAGUCGUUAGUCUUAAUAAAACGAUUUCCUCCCUGUACAAUAUUUAACCGUUUUCUCUGGAUAGGAAUUAUUCAAGGUUGGGUUCACAUGGGGGAGGGGUGUACAGAGUUAGAUUGGGCUA
Messenger RNA from Gadus macrocephalus (Pacific cod), 1950 nucleotides. RefSeq names its product chromosome 21 C1orf131 homolog (gene fsaf1). The transcript is spliced from 8 exons. Bases 154 to 951 code for a protein of 265 amino acids. Lineage: Eukaryota; Metazoa; Chordata; Actinopteri; Gadiformes; Gadidae. The record is from RefSeq and is a predicted model, not a curated record.